AUGCUUUUUAGUUUUGGCUACAGGAGUUUAGCUCUUUAUACUUGCCUCAUUUACUUUUCAUAUGCUAAAUCCUAUGUUCUCUAUCCAAUGAACAGAUUGUCAAUGUUCCAACAACUGUUGGCCUCCUGUCAAGGCAUCAUGGCGAAUGGUGGCAGUAGAUCUAUCUCUUCUCUUUCCUUUCGCACUGUAGCAGCCUCUAACAAUGCUUCAGAUUCCGAAGCUGUUGUCGAGGUUGGAGAAGAGCCUACAGAGGAUGGACUUACUGAGUCUUCGUCGACGAUUGUAGGAGACGCCACGGAGUCAGCAAUACCCGUCACCGCUCACGUGGUCAAUGGUGCCACAAAUUCAACCUCGUCCACUGAGUCGUCAAGUUAG
Molecule: messenger RNA, 375 nt
Organism: Rodentolepis nana
Lineage: Eukaryota; Metazoa; Platyhelminthes; Cestoda; Cyclophyllidea; Hymenolepididae
Source: the annotation of a GenBank genome assembly